This is a messenger RNA of Engraulis encrasicolus (European anchovy), 1229 nucleotides long. RefSeq lists its product as uncharacterized. Lineage: Eukaryota; Metazoa; Chordata; Actinopteri; Clupeiformes; Engraulidae. Gene Ontology annotation, molecular function: interleukin-15 receptor activity. Gene Ontology annotation, biological process: interleukin-15-mediated signaling pathway. The coding region runs from base 1 to 1170 and encodes 389 amino acids. The transcript has 7 exons. The record is from RefSeq and is a predicted model, not a curated record.
AUGAAGGAGAAGAAGAUGGCAUCCAUCCUCUGGACUCUACUACUGCAGCUCAUCUGCCCAAGUCAGCAACUAGAAACCGGUUGUGGCCCUCUACCGCAGUUGCACCACAUUGUACCAAAAGAGGGCAAAACAUUUCCUGAAAAUACACGGUUCAGAUACAGUUGUGAGGACGGCUUCCUGAGGCAAGCAGGGACGUCCACCUUCUUCAAGUGUGUGAAGAACAACAAAACAUUCUAUUGGCACAACGAACCAAAGCUGGAAUGCAUUCGUUGUGGUCCUCCACCGGAGGUGAACCACACUGUAUUCAUUGAGGGCCAAACAUUUUCUGAAAAUACAGAGCUCAGAUACAGAUGUGAGGACGGCUUUGAGAGGAAAUCGGCGACGUCCAACUUGUUGAAGUGUGUGAAGAACAACAAAAUGUUCUAUUGGCACAACCAACCAAAGCUGGAAUGCAUUCGUGUCAUUUACUCCACUGUAGAAGGGACAGCCACCCUGCCUUGUGGCGGUCUGGCAGGUCAAAACUGCUCCUCCGUGGAAUGGUAUGCCAAUCCCAAUAAUAAUCAAUUACAUAUAUACAAUGAAAGCGGUAGCUGGAGACUCUCCACCAGGAAGAUCUGGGUCUCUCAGCGAGAUGAGAGACUCAGUCUGCUCCCUGACUGUUCCCUCCACAUCACCAACAUCACCACCGAGGAUGCUGGAUACUACAGAUGUGAAAAUCCUCUGAGUGGUCAGAAGAAAGAGCUUCACCUUAUUCUUCUUGAUGUUCCAUCUUCCCCCAGUGAGAGUGAGGCAGAGUCUGAAGAUCAUGUGACUCUCCACUGUGUCCUUCACACUGGCGUUGACUGCAACCUGUUGACUGUGCAUCCGGAUUUUAACCUCAGCUGGGUGGAGGUGGCAGGGACUAACCUGUGGACCUCCACCAACUACCAGAUCAAGAAAACAUCUGCCUGCAGCACCACCUUGACUGUUAACCUCACAAGUCCCACCCCUUACAGCCAGCGAAGGUGCCAGGUGACUACAGGAGGAAAAGUGCAUGUGUCUUCUGCCCUACACACCUUUGGAUCCUUUGUAGCAGAUGUCUACAUGGUUGUGAGAUGGGUCGUUGUGUUGGUUCUACUUGUCUGUGCCAUCACAAUCGAAAUAAUCAGGAGGAGACUGAAUUCCAAGUGAAUUCCGAGCUGAAGGUGAGCCGCCUGUAGUGUGGCAGCUCCGCCUACUCUUCAUCAUCA